CUAUAUAUCCCUUUCCUUGGUCCUUCCUUCUUUUGGUAUCCCUUAGCUUUAAUUUCCUCCCAUAUAUCUCCUCUCUCUUUCCCCUAAAUACCUUAAGUUUACUAUUUAUUACAUAUAUUAUUCUCUUUCUAAACUCAUAUCUUAUUUACUUUCUCUAACCCAAAUACACACACACACACAUAUAUAUAGUACCCUAAUUAAGUUCAUUAUUAUUAUUAUUAUUAUUAUUAUUAUUAUGGGUGAUGAUGGGGAGAUGAUCAUCAAACACGUACACCCCUUAAACUCAAGGUUUAAAAGGGUUUGUGUUUUUUGUGGGAGUAGCUCUGGCAAGAGAAAUUGCUACCGUGAAGCAGCCGUCGAACUCGCCCGAGAAUUGGUUUCGAGAAGGUUGGAUCUUGUUUAUGGAGGUGGAAGUAUUGGCUUAAUGGGGCUUGUCUCUCGUGAGGUUCACAAUGGAGGUGGACAUGUCAUAGGAAUUAUCCCAAAAACCUUGAUGCGUAAAGAGAUUACUGGAGAAACAGUUGGGGAGGUCCGACCAGUAGCCGACAUGCAUCAAAGGAAAGCGGAGAUGGCCCGCCAUUCUGACUGUUUCAUUGCUCUCCCAGGUGGAUAUGGAACGUUGGAAGAGCUACUCGAAGUCAUAACCUGGGCCCAACUCGGCAUCCACGACAAGCCGGUGGGUUUGCUGAAUGUUCAUGGCUAUUACAACUCGCUUCUCUCCUUCAUUGACAAGGCGGUAGACGACGGCUUCAUCAUGCCAUCUCAACGUAGUAUUAUCGUAUCUGCCCCAAACGCAAAGGAGCUCGUUCAGAAACUCGAGGAAUACGUGCCGGUUCACGAUGGUGUGGUGGCAAAAGCCAAGUGGGAAGCGGCACAAAUGGAGCUAAACGCCAGUUUGCAGACAGAAUUCUACCGGUGAAAACUGCCAACCAAAAAGAACAUUAUAUUGUUAUCUUUCCCUUUUUUGUGGGGUUUUAUGUUUGAAUAAACCCAGUUGCAUUUGUACAGAAUGUUAGGGAAGAAUAAAUUUCAUUUACACUUUUA
Molecule: messenger RNA, 1044 nt
Organism: Cucumis melo (muskmelon)
Lineage: Eukaryota; Viridiplantae; Streptophyta; Magnoliopsida; Cucurbitales; Cucurbitaceae
Product: cytokinin riboside 5'-monophosphate phosphoribohydrolase LOG5-like
Exons: 7
Coding region: 236-919 (227 amino acids)
Biological process (GO): cytokinin biosynthetic process
Cellular component (GO): nucleus; cytosol
Molecular function (GO): hydrolase activity, hydrolyzing N-glycosyl compounds
Source: RefSeq, a predicted model, not a curated record